Molecule: messenger RNA, 1064 nt
Organism: Myotis davidii
Lineage: Eukaryota; Metazoa; Chordata; Mammalia; Chiroptera; Vespertilionidae
Gene: WNT16
Product: wingless-type MMTV integration site family member 16
Exons: 4
Biological process (GO): multicellular organism development; canonical Wnt signaling pathway; cell fate commitment
Cellular component (GO): extracellular region
Molecular function (GO): frizzled binding; cytokine activity
Source: RefSeq, a predicted model, not a curated record
AUGGGGUGCCCAGCGAGCGACGUGCAUGGGGGGGCGGCCGUUUCUUACAGGUGGUUGGGCAUCGCCUCCUUCGGGGUCCCCGAGAAGCUGGGCUGCGCCAACUAGCGGCUGAACAGCCGGCAGAAGGACAAUUUACGUCUUAUUCUAGGCACCAAGGAAACAGCGUUUAUCUACGCGGUGAUGGCUGCAGGCCUGGUGCACGCGGUGACCAGGUCCUGCAGCGCAGGCAACAUGACGGAGUGCUCCUGUGACACCACCCUGCAGAACGGGGGCUCAGCCAGCGAAGGCUGGCACUGGGGGGGCUGCUCGGAUGACGUCCAGUACGGCAUGUGGGUCAGCAGAAAGUUCCUGGACUUCCCCAUCAGAAACACCACGGGCAGAGAAAGCAAAGUGCUGUUAGCGAUGAACCUUCAUAACAACGAAGCUGGAAGGCAGGCUGUGGCCAAGCUGAUGUCCGUGGACUGCCGCUGUCACGGCGUGUCCGGCUCCUGUGCGGUGAAAACAUGCUGGAAAACCAUGUCUUCAUUUGAGAAGAUUGGCCAUUUCCUGAAGGAUAAAUAUGAGCACAGUGUUCAAGUCUCAGACAAAAUAAAAAGGAAAAUGCGCAGGAGAGAAAAGGACCAGAGGAAAGUACCGAUCCGCAAGGAGGAUCUGCUCUACCUCCAUAAGUCUCCCAACUACUGCGUAGAGGAUAAGAACAUUGGGAUCCCGGGGACGCAGGGCAGAGAAUGCAACCGCACGUCGGAGGGCGCGGGUGGCUGCAACCUCCUCUGCUGUGGCCGAGGCUACAACACACACGUGGUCAGACACGUGGAGAGGUGCGAGUGCAAGUUCAUCUGGUGCUGCUACGUUCGCUGCAGGAGGUGUGAAAGCAUGACUGACGUCCACACCUGCAAGUAACCACUCCGUCCAGCCGUGGGCACCACGCCUCACUGACCACAGUGGAGUGGCAGGGCAAGUGAAGUCCACACUGGCCUUGAAACCCAAGAUCCUUGGACCCUCCCAGAGUUCCCUUUACCUGGUUGACGUCCAGUCACACACUGAGCAGGUGGAUUUGGGGGAAU